UAUGCCAGGCAAGAGGCGCACUUUUCCGGGCGCUCUCGGCAAUUAUUUACGGCGGGUCCCGUCGCUCCCGCAUUUGUUAUAAACAAUGACGUGCGGACGUAGGAUCGACAGAUCGAGACGAGAGCUUUUUUGUGUCGCGUAGGACGCGAGUGUUUUGUUUUUCUUUUUGGUCGGCUCGCGGCGACGCUUACCAUGCACCUACACUUUGAGAGGACCGUGAACGCGAAGAGCGACUGUCCCAUUCUAUCGCUGACGUGGAUGGGCAAAGUUCCGGACGAACUGCCUGAGGACGAGGGUUGGAAACUUAACAGGACCAAUUAUUACCAAGAGGGAUGGCUGGCCACCGGCAACGUGCGUGGCAUCGUCGGGGUGACAUUUACCACCAGCCACUGCAAGAAGAAUGUCGAUUUUCCACUUAGGACCAACUACAAUCUGAGGGGUCACCGCUCCGAGGUCAUUCUGGUUAAGUGGAACGAGCCUUACCAAAAGCUUGCGUCAUGCGACAGCUCGGGUAUAAUUUUCGUAUGGAUCAAGUACGAGGGUCGCUGGUCCAUUGAGUUAAUAAACGACAGGAACACCCCAGUAACCCAUUUCUCUUGGUCUCACGACGGACGUAUGGCUCUGAUUUGCUACCAAGAUGGGUUUGUUCUGGUGGGUUCGGUGGCCGGUCAAAGGUACUGGUCGUCGAUGCUCAACCUCGACGCUACCAUAACGUGCGGUAUAUGGACUCCAGAUGACCAACAGGUCUACUUCGGCACCACUUCGGGGGAGAUCAUAGUCAUGGACGUCCACGGUGCGAUGGUAUCGCACAUCCACCUGAGUGGUGACGUCGGCAUCACGUCGAUGGCGUGGUCAUGCGAGAAAUUCAAGAUGGAGGAAGGAGAUGAACCCGAAACGAUCGCUGCAGCAGCCGCCACUAGUUCAGGAGACAAAAAGUUCGUAUUGGCCGUCUCGCUUCAGAACGGAUACAUCUAUCUGCUCGGCACUUUCGACGACGUGGCACCUAUCCAAAUCAACACUGACCUGCAGGGUCCUCUGUGUAUGGAGUGGAGCAAUUCGAGGGAACUGCUGGCGGUAUCGGGUAUCACAUUAAAAUCUCCAACGCUCGGACCUCAAAUGGAGUACACCAACAUGUUGAAAUUUUAUAACGAGAAGGGGGUUUUGCUAUAUCAGACGCAAGUGCCCGAUACGCAAGCGAGAGUUUCAACUUUGACAUGGGGCCACAAUGAUAAACGCUUAUUCCUAGCCACCGGCACUCAGAUACAUAUCGCAUGGGUCGCAAAGAGGAUCGCAUCGCUUCAGCUACUCUGCCGACUUAGAAUCUACAAUUUGCUGCCCACAGAGUCCAUGCUAUCCGGCUUACCUCUGCCCAUUAGACUCAGGAAUAUUAUCGGGAAUUUGUUUGCUCAGACGAUAAGGUGUUGCGUUCCCGAGCCAAGUGCUCUCAGAGAAUUUGUGUCGCGGCCUCCAGUUGGGUCUGUCAGACUACACUGCACGAUGAUCAGACACGACGAAGAGAGCAAUUUAUCAUCGGGCACGUGCUACACCCUCUACCUCGAAUACCUUGGAGGAUUGGUUCCUUUAUUGAAAGGAAAAAGGACCAGCAAAAUCAGACCGGAAUUCGUCAUUUUCGAUCCUCAGGGGGAAGAUUAUCAACUGCACCUGUCCUCGAACGACUCAAAGAGUUCCUCCAGCUCUAGUAACUCUACGGCUAAUACUAUGGGCAACAGCGAAUCCUCAGAUUCCGACCGGGAAGACGGGUGUACUGGUUCUCCUAGACUACCUAGGAGAAAGAAGAAGAAGCAGAAGUAUCCGAACCUCGAACGGCCUUUGUAUCAAAGAGCCGAGCCGGAAGCUGAACAGGACGACCUAUCUUACGUGGACACAUUGCCCGAACAAGUGCGUCUAGUGGAAGUCACUUCCAACAUCUGGGGUACCAAGUUCAAGAUCCAUGGCCUCGCGAACGUGGUACCCGCCAAUCUAGGUCAGGUCACCUACAAGACGUCGUUGCUGCACCUGCAACCGCGUCAGAUGACUCUGGUCAUCACCGAGCUGAGAGAUGACUUUCCCGUAGGCCCCGAUCCCACGUUCAACCCCAACCUGUUCUCCGAAGACGAGGAGGAGCCGCAGCUGAACAGCCACAAGGCGCCGCGACUCAACAUGGAGAAUUGCCCACCCAUAGCGCCAAUGUCGCCUAGAACGAGCGCAAUGAAUCGCCAAAAGUCUUACGAAAACCAAGAGGACGCCAAGUGCCCUUUUGUCGAAAUUGAAGAUAAAAACUUAGUCCGUCCGCAGAAUUUAUUGCGUCCAACGUGUAGCCAAAACUCGACAAGCUUCAUCGGACAGUACGGAAAAUCCGCGGGGCAGAAUCAAAAGCACGCCAUCUCGCCCAUCUGCUGCGAGGUAGCCGUACCGGCCUUGCAGUCACCCAAGAACGCCGUGGCUCCCAGUGAUAUUAUUUUCGAUAGACCGUCGGCUCCGACCAUUAUCUCCUACUCCACCAACAGCAAUUGUUCGCUGCAGGUCAAGCCGAACUUCGAGCAUUCGAGGAACGACAUCUCCGUUGCUUUUAAUAUUAACAAUGACCAGCACAAACCCAUAGUCAUAAGGAAGAGCGACGAGGCUUCUUCGAAGCAUAAAGCUGUGGUCGUCGGGGAAGGCAAUGGUAAAGAAGUGUCGGAGGAGGCGAUACCGUCGACUUCCAAAUGUUCGGCCGCGCCUAUUUUCGUGGAGCCUAUGAUCAGGAGUUGUAGCGUCGGAUACUUGGACAUGGUGGACGCGCAGCUGGUGCCUGGCGACGUCCGGCUCAGUAUGCUCAGAAAAGAGAUUCCUAAACGGUUGGUGUUGGUGAACAGUGAAAGAAAUUAUCAAAAAAGGCGGCAGAGUAGGCUGCGCUCCAAGACCAACGCGAAGACGCGCUCCGGCUUAAAUAACUUCGGCAAGUCGAAGAGUCUGGAUUCGAGCGACAUUUUCCCGAACCAGGACGUCAGCUUCGUCGCGAAAGAGGAGAAGAUUCCCGAACAGGCGGAGACGAUUCCCGCGAAGAAUGUAGAACCGAACAAUAUGAAGAACAUUGCCAGGGAUUUUUUCUCUUCGCCCCUCAUGCGCAGGAAGAAUAAGAAAGCGCGAGAUAAGGGGAAACGGGGGGAAGAUGGCGAUUCGGAACGAAACGGUGUUCCUAUUCACACUCAGGCUUUGGCCAAUCUAGAGAAGCUGAUCACCAGGUUAAGAGAGGACGACGGGAGUAGACCGACGCCGCCCGCGUCUCCGAGGCUGCCCAGGAGUUCGCCGUCAUCGCCUGCGCCUAGUAAAAAAGAUGCCAGACCUCAGUCCGCGUCUCCUAUCCGUAGGAGACUGCUAAACUCGCCACUUUUGGGCAGGAGAUACAGAAAGAGCAGGAACCAGGAGAGUUCCGACGACGAGGUGAACGCGUCCGGUGACGAGAUAUUCAACGGUACCAACUACAGGGACUUGGAAACGUUCCAGAAGAGCCAGUUGAGGCAAAAGUUAAAGAGGGGGAAGAUCGAGCCGAACGGAGGUAGUUGUUGCAAUAACCAAAACAUUCCGCAACGGAGGGAGUUCGUAAUGCACAACAAGGCGCCGAUGUGGAACGAGAACAGUCAGGUGUACCAGCUGGACUUUGGAGGUCGCGUAACGCAGGAGUCGGCCAAAAAUUUCCAGAUAGAGUUUCGAGGAAAACAGGUGAUGCAGUUCGGAAGAAUCGACGGCAACGCUUAUACUUUGGAUUUCCAGUAUCCGUUCUCCGCUCUGCAGGCGUUCGCGGUCGCGCUGGCGAACGUCACGCAGAGACUUAAAUAGUUGAGUUUUCAUUUGUAAACUGUGCCAAUUUUUAAUAGCCUAUUGAAUUGGACGGUCGUCGUGUCGCCUCCACACACGGAUAUAGACUUCGUAUUUAUUUGCAGUUUUCCCGUCACGCGUUGACGCAAAAAAAGAAAAACAGAAAUUCUAUAUAUAUAUUUUAUAGACGUUUUGAUAGAUAUUUGUUACAUUUUGUCUUUUUCGUCCGUUUUUGUUGAACGUUCUUUUUUUAUUGUAUACUUGAAUGUUGAAUUAAAAUGUUCCAUUGCUUUAUUAAGUUCGGCGUUUUAUUCUCCUGGUAUUCUGUCAACACACUUCGCCUAUGUCGUUCAAAGUCUUUGUUUUUCUAUUAUUUCUUUAACACUUUUCACUUCGGCCCGGUUGUACAGUCUUGAUUUAAGCUACAGUUCUACUAAACU
This is a messenger RNA of Cylas formicarius (sweet potato weevil), 4238 nucleotides long. RefSeq names its product tubby-related protein 4 (gene Tusp). The transcript is spliced from 11 exons. The coding region runs from base 193 to 3819 and encodes 1208 amino acids. The record is from RefSeq and is a predicted model, not a curated record. Lineage: Eukaryota; Metazoa; Arthropoda; Insecta; Coleoptera; Brentidae. Gene Ontology annotation, molecular function: protein binding.